Condylura cristata (star-nosed mole) is the source of this 2132-nucleotide messenger RNA. RefSeq names its product forkhead box P3 (gene FOXP3). Gene Ontology annotation, cellular component: nucleus. Gene Ontology annotation, biological process: regulation of transcription by RNA polymerase II. The transcript has 12 exons. NCBI's taxonomy places the organism in Eukaryota, Metazoa, Chordata, Mammalia, Eulipotyphla, Talpidae. Gene Ontology annotation, molecular function: RNA polymerase II cis-regulatory region sequence-specific DNA binding; DNA-binding transcription repressor activity, RNA polymerase II-specific. Bases 176 to 1462 code for a protein of 428 amino acids. The record is from RefSeq and is a predicted model, not a curated record.
ACACACUCAUCAAAAAAAUUGGAUUAUUAGAAGAGAGAGGUCUGUGGCUUCCACACCGUGGUUUUUCUUCUCGGUAUAAAAGCAGUUGUUUUUGAUAUGUGACAGUUUCCCACAAGCCAGGCUGAUCCUUUUCUGUCGGUCCACUUCAUCAAGCCUGCCCUUGGACAAGGACCCAAUGCCCAACCCCAGGCCAGCCAAGCCCGCAGCCCCUUCCUUGGCACUCGGCCCAUCCCCAGGAGCCUCGCCCAGCUGGAGGGCUGCACCCAAGGCCCCAGACCUGCUGGGGGCGAAAGGCCCCGGGGCAACGUUCCAGGGCCGGGACCUCCGAGGUGCCCAUGCCUCCUCCUUGAGCCCCAUGCCACCAUCGCAACUGCAGCUGCCCACAGUGCCCCUGGUGAUGGUGGCACCCUCCGGAGCCCGGCUGGGCCCGUCACCCCACUUGCAGGCACUCCUCCAGGACAGGCCUCACUACAUGCACCAGAUCUCAACAGUGGAUGCCCACGCCCGGACCCCGGUGCUGCAGGUACACCCGCUGGACAGCCCGACUAUGAUCAGCCUCCCACCACCCACUGCUGCCACCGGCGUCUUCUCCCUCAAGGCCCGGCCUGGCCUGCCACCUGGGAUCAACGUGGCCAGCCUGGAGUGGGUGUCCAGGGAGCCAGCACUGCUCUGCACCUUUCCAGGCCCCAGUGCACCCAGGAAGGACAGCACCCUCUCAACCGCGCCCCCGGGCUCCUACUCACUGCUGGCCAAUGGUGUCUGCAAGUGGCCUGGAUGCGAGAAGGUCUUCAAGGAGCCGGAAGACUUCCUCAAGCACUGCCAGGCGGACCAUCUCCUGGAUGAGACAGGCAGGGCACAGUGUCUCCUCCAGAAGGAGGUGGUACAGUCUCUGGAGCAGCAGUUGGUGCUGGAGAAGGAGAAGCUGGGUGCGAUGCAGGCCCACCUGGCCGGGAAGGUAGCCCUGACCAAGGCGCCAUCUGUGGCUUCAUCUGAUAAGGGCUCCUGCUGCAUCGUAGCUGCUGGCACCCAGGGCACUGCCGUCCCAGUCUGGCCUGGCCCCCAGGAGGCCCCCGAAGGCCUGUUUGCUGUACGGAGGCACCUCUGGGGCAGUCAUGGACACAGCACUUUCCCAGAGUUCUUCCACAACAUGGACUACUUCAAGUUCCACAACAUGCGGCCCCCUUUCACCUACGCCACCCUCAUCCGCUGGGCCAUCCUGGAGUCUCCUGAGAAGCAGCGGACACUCAACGAGAUCUAUCACUGGUUUACACGCAUGUUUGCCUUCUUCCGAAACCACCCUGCCACCUGGAAGAAUGCCAUCCGACACAACCUGAGCCUGCACAAGUGCUUUGUGCGGGUGGAGAGUGAGAAGGGGGCGGUGUGGACCGUGGAUGAGUUCGAGUUCCGCAAGAAGAGGAGCCAGCGGCCCAGCAGGUGUUCCGACCCCACACCUGGUCCCUGACCUCAAACCCCAGGAAAGAAGGAAGGAAGGAAGGAUGGGACAAAGUCAGGGGGAGGGGUGCCCAGCCCUGGACAUGAGGUGUGCAGUCUGGCCUGCCGGUGACCCUACUCCCCAGCUGACGGCGCUCCUGGAUCACAUGCCCUACACCAAGGUGCUCCAAGGGGCCCAGCCCCGAACCCCCACCCAGGUGGGGGGGUCUCCAGCCAAACUGAGCCUCCACACCCAAACGUACCCAGCCUGCCUCAGUCACUCUCACAGGCAGCCUCGGGGCUGGAGAAGCCCCACAGUCAGUCACAGGCAGUCACAACCCUGCCCUUGGAUGCCACACAAACCCCCAAACACAAAAGCCUGUCUCAGCACACCCAAACCUGCAGUCACACCAUCAGCCCCAAGAAGCACAGGCCCAUCAACCCACACCCACAGCAGCCUCUGGACCCAGAGAUGCACACAGGCUGCACCCAGACACCCACGCAGAAGUAGCCUUGGUACCCUCAGGAUGGCAAGUCCCAGCAAAGCAGACACACAGUGGUCACGCAGCAUCAUAUAGUUUCCAAUGCACGCCCGGUCACACCGCCCAUUAAAAUUCGCCUAGACAUCCGGUGUGCACAUGCUCCUAUGCAGAACCCCAGUGCGCCCUGAGUCCUGCUCAGACAUGCCUGGACACACACAC